UUCCUUAACUUAUGUGGGUAUAGUUGGACCACUUUCCCUUCUUUUUCCUUCCAAAAUGGUUGCCUGAAACAUCUUUUUUUUUUUCUCCCCCUGUUAGGAUGGCAAGCUUCAAUGAAAAGUGGGAGUCUGUCAUACAUUCUACCAUGCAGUCGUCUGCCUGUGCAGUUGAUGAGUCAAGUGAGAGUUUAUACAUCCAAUGGUCAGAAAAAAGAUCUUGGAUCAGAAGAUGCAAAUAGAUCAACCCCUGAAGAAACCCUGCAUAAAGCUGGAACAGGACAAGAUACGACCAAUGCAGGCCAAAAGCAGUCUUUCCUUAAAGAUCCAAUCCAAGUAAAAGUGAAAGCAGUCCUUAAAAAAAGAGAGUAUGGACCAAAAUACACACAGAAUAACUUCAUCACUGGAGUCAGAGCAAUAAAUGAGUUUUGUCUUAAAUCCAGUGAUUUAGACCAGCUGAGGAAAAUUAAACGACGAAGCCCCCAUGAUGACACUGAGACUUUCACUGUGUACCUGAGAUCGGAUGUAGAGGCAAAGUCUCUUGAAGUUUGGGGUAGUCCAGAGGCUCUUGUUAGAGAAAGAAAACGACGUAAAGAGGCAGAGAUCAAGUACAGAGAAAAUCUAUUUAGAAACCAAAGGCUGUUGAGGGAAUACAAGGAGUUCUUUGGAAAUACUAAGCCACGCUCCAGUGCAGCAGCUAUGUUUUUCAAGGGACCAGGGAAGGUGGUAAUGGUAGCUAUUUGCAUAAAUGGAUUGAAUUUUUUCUUUAAGCUACUUGCUUGGGUUUACACGGGUUCUUCAAGUAUGUUUUCAGAAGCCAUACAUUCUUUAGCAGACACAUGUAACCAGGCGUUGCUAGCUUUGGGCAUCAGUCAGUCUGCAAGGACGCCUGACCCUAGUCAUCCGUAUGGUUUCACAAACAUGCGCUAUAUUGCCUCCCUGAUUAGUGGAGUGGGGAUUUUCAUGAUGGGUGCAGGACUGUCUUGGUAUCAUGGGAUCAUAGGUUUACUCCACCCUCAUCCUAUAGAAUCUCUUCUCUGGGCAUACUGCAUUUUGGCAGGGUCAUUGGUAUCUGAAGGAGCUACCCUUCUUGUUGCUAUAAAUGAAAUUCGCAGGAGUGCUCGAGCCAAGGGUCUGUCAUUUUAUCAAUAUGUUGUGCAGAGUCGUGAUCCUAGUACAAAUGUGGUGUUACUGGAGGAUGCUGCAGCAGUUCUGAGUGUGGCCGUAGCUGCUACCUGUAUGGGUCUGACUUCUUUAACAGGAAACCCUUAUUAUGACAGUGUGGGGUCUCUAGGUGUUGGAACUUUGUUAGGAACUGUGUCAGCAUUUCUAAUCUACACUAACACUGAAGCCCUGCUGGGACGAUCCAUUCAACCUGAACAACUGCAGCGACUCACCGAAUUACUGGAAAGUGAUCCUGUAGUAAGAGCAAUUCAUGAUGUUAAAGCCACAGACAUGGGAAUGAGCAAAGUGAGAUUCAAGGCAGAAGUAGACUUUGAUGGACGGGUUGUUACUCGUUCUUACCUGGAAAAACAAGACAUUGAACAGCUGCUACAAGAAAUUCAACAAGUGAAAACCCUUGAAGAAUUAGAAGCCUUCAUGCUUAAACAUGGUGAGAAUAUCAUUGACACGCUGGGGGCUGAAGUAGACAGACUUGAGAAGGACCUAAAGCAACGAAAUCCUGAUGUUCGUCAUGUGGAUUUGGAGAUAUUAUAGACUUGGCAGAAGAAAUCUUCAGGUUGCUACCAUUUUGGAAAGAAGUCAUGUAAAGGGCUGAAAAAGCUUCUGAAAUUGCAGUGACCUCAGCACCAUACCUCGCUUAAUUUUGCUGUAGGCUUCCUGGACUGUUAGCACGGCUUCUGUUUCUGGAAGAGCGCUAGACUCGCAGGCAAAAAUUUCCAUGGCAAAAUCAGUUUUAAAAAGCUACUUGACUUAAAUUCCACAGGAGAGUCUGUCAGAGUAUAUUUACUGCAAUUCAGAACUUAAGACUUGAGGUUUAGUUAGGCAAAUACAGCUGCCUGAAAAUAACGAACACAUUUAGUUUUUUCCAUUUGUGUCCCUUUGCAGUCAAUUUGCACUUCUUUAGUUUCUUUCAAGAUAUCAUUAAAGGUUCUUGGGAGAUAUUAAUAUUAGCUAGGAAGAGUUUGUUCCAGUGGAACCUGCCAACCUUAAACUAAUUGUAGUAUUUCAACUGUGUGGUUGUUUCACAGUUUUUCUUUUCUAUG
Molecule: messenger RNA, 2219 nt
Organism: Fulmarus glacialis (Northern fulmar)
Lineage: Eukaryota; Metazoa; Chordata; Aves; Procellariiformes; Procellariidae
Gene: SLC30A9
Product: solute carrier family 30 (zinc transporter), member 9
Exons: 17
Coding region: 112-1710 (532 amino acids)
Biological process (GO): positive regulation of transcription by RNA polymerase II; transmembrane transport; zinc ion transport
Cellular component (GO): membrane; nucleus
Molecular function (GO): monoatomic cation transmembrane transporter activity
Source: RefSeq, a predicted model, not a curated record